AGAGUAUUGUGUUUGUGAUUGUAUUUGAGUUGGAAGCUUGUGGUCACUUCCACGCGGAUGAACAGAGUGACAGAACAGAAAGAUCGCUAAUCUUCAUUUUCGUCAACAUUUUCUGCUCACCGAAUAUCAUAACACAUCUCUCACUUCAACAUUUCCUCUUACAUGUUUCAUCUUUUGUUAAUCUUUGUGCUGUUCUCAUCACUACCACACAAAAACUUCGAUUCACUGUCUCUGCAUUUGGUUCUUAUUCUAUGUUCCUAUGUGCCCUAUAAAACAAAGUAACUCCCUCAAAUUGCUUCUAGAUUGAAGCCAUAUCCAACCUUUUUGUCCUGUUCCCACUUUCUCUUCAUUGGUGUUUCAACUCAAUUCAAUUCCUUUUUGCCAAAAAAAAAAAAAAACCUUUUUUUUAGGUUACUCUGGAUCGUUCUGCACCAACCAACCACUCACUUGUGUCUCAGCAGCACCGCACCAUUCUGAACCCGUUUCGUGUUAAAAUUAAGGUUCUUCUAGGAUGCAAGAUCCGACAGCAUUCCAAGGUUUGAAGCAUCCUCAGUUUCCGGAACAAGAACAACUGAAAUGCCCGCGUUGUGACUCCUCGAACACCAAAUUCUGCUACUACAACAACUACAACCUCUCUCAGCCGCGCCACUUUUGCAAGAACUGCAGAAGGUACUGGACAAAGGGUGGUGCUUUGAGAAACAUCCCUGUCGGGGGUGGAAGCAGAAAGAGCACAAAACGUUCAUCAGCCUCGAAACGCUCGUCUGCGCCGGCUUCCUCUGCGGUUUCUGAGGCUGACCCGACCCGGAUUUGCACCAACCCGGUUCAGCAAGACCCUCGGGGGCUCAACAUUGGUGGCACCUUCAGUUCCCUGUUGGCUUCGUCUGGCCACUUUGGAACCCUCUUGGAGGGUCUGAAUCCAACUGGGUCGGGUCUCAAAAUGGGUGAAUUUGUGGAGGGUGUGAGUUCUGACCCGGAUUCGGGUUCAAACCCGGGUUUGCAGCUUCAGAGUAAUGGGAGUUCAGAGGGUUUUCUGGGUAUGCAGAAUGGGGAAUCAUCAACCUGUUGGAAUGGUGCUCAUGGCUGGUCUGAUCUUGCAAUAUACACACCUCGCCCAAGUUUUCAAUAGAAAAAAAAAUAAAAAACAUAGUUUAGUUUAUGAACUUCUCUAUGAACAAUUGUAGGAAGAAAGAAAGAAAAAAUGAUAAGGUAAAUUGAGUUUCUCAGAUUAUGGAUCUCGUCUCUCAGAGAAGUUCAAAAUUAAGUUUCUGUUAAACUCACCUUACACCUUACAAGGGAAACUUAAUUUAUUUUACAUUUUAGUUUUCUUCUGCUACAAGUUUUAUAGAGAAGUUUAUGAAUUACAGUGAUUGAUUGUUGUUGUUAUUAUAUAUAAUAUCAAUAUACUUAGAUACUCUGGUUGUGUAAAGAGUUGCAUAGUUUCAUGAAGCCUAUUGGUAGCAUGCUAUGGAGGAUCAUAAACACACACACCAGAAGGUCACAGAAGCAUCAUCAUCCUUUAGGUAAAGGCUUGUUUUUUCUUUGUGAAUUUAUUACAUAUGCUUGUGAUUGGUAUUCUUCAAAUUUACCAAUGGGGAAAAUCACAACAGAGAGAAGAAAAGUCUUUUUUUUUUUUUUUUUAUGUGAGACAGACAGUGUUGAUAACAUGUUUUUUGCAUAGCUUCCUUGGAUAUAUGGAAGUUUAAGGAUAUCUGGGGAUGAUAAGAGAAAAUCUAAAGUACAGAGUUUGAAGUUGUAUCUUGUCUGUAUGUUAUGAAUGGAGGAGUUGACAAGUGAUGGCACCUUGUUUUUUUUUUUUUUCUUUCAUGGUCAAUGUUGUGGAGUGAUAUCAUUGUUAACUCAUUCAAGAUUUGGUGUUAUUUAUUUUAACUUUAAAA
Molecule: messenger RNA, 1895 nt
Organism: Vigna unguiculata (cowpea)
Lineage: Eukaryota; Viridiplantae; Streptophyta; Magnoliopsida; Fabales; Fabaceae
Product: dof zinc finger protein DOF3.1-like
Biological process (GO): regulation of DNA-templated transcription
Molecular function (GO): DNA-binding transcription factor activity; DNA binding
Source: RefSeq, a predicted model, not a curated record